Talaromyces stipitatus ATCC 10500 is the source of this 4911-nucleotide messenger RNA. RefSeq lists its product as uncharacterized. The coding region runs from base 1 to 4713 and encodes 1570 amino acids. Gene Ontology annotation, biological process: nuclear migration along microtubule; establishment of spindle localization; mitotic spindle orientation checkpoint signaling. Gene Ontology annotation, cellular component: mating projection tip; spindle pole body; cell cortex. The transcript has 2 exons. The record is from RefSeq and is a predicted model, not a curated record. NCBI's taxonomy places the organism in Eukaryota, Fungi, Ascomycota, Eurotiomycetes, Eurotiales, Trichocomaceae.
AUGGACGACCACAACGACAAAGACGGCAGCAUGCUCCUACGCUCCGGCUCACCAUCUCCAUCCAUUCCUCCAACACCCGCCAUCUCCUCAUGUCCCUCCCCCGGCCGCAGUUUCUCAACCAUCUCCUCAAUCUCCAACUUCUCUGCUACGUCUGUUACUACAUCCAACAGCGAUAAUAGACUAUCUGUGAUUUCCGUCGGGUCAAAACGACGGGGUUAUAUCCGCCCUCAGGGCGUCGAAUUCGCCGAAUCGGCUAAGAAUCGGGAAAGUGUUAUGUGUUUGGGCAGUAUUGCGCAUUUACAAUACUACUUUGCGAGAACGGGAUUACUUGAUGGCAAAGGAGCGCAGAUGGCUCGUCCAAGGAAUAAGAAUCAUGUUGAUAGCGCAAAGGAGGUUCCAAAGUUGAUGCUCACUCAGGAUCCGCAGUUUGCUACGGAGAUGGUUGAUAGUCCUGUAGAUGAUAUCGCUCCGGAUCAGGUUGAUUUUGAUGUUGAGGACGACGACGAAUUGAUGCUGCCUCCUACGGUUAGUACGUACAGUGUCAAGACGCACCAUAUUGCGCCUCCGCCGAAGUUGAAGGUUUUGCGAAAAGAGUUGGUGGAGGCGUUGGAUAAGGCAUCGUUGGCAGUGAAGAAGUCAGAGCCAGACAACACAGUAACUUCGCCCACGGCGUCGUCGAAUAGUCUCUUGCCUCAGUAUGAUCCACAGUCGCCUUCGUCACCCAAGUCCACCGGGUGGCAUGAAGUUCAGGGCAUGCACAUUCUUGAUCUUGUCACGUUAGCGAUCCGCGCCGCUCGAGUGUACUACAUUAGCCACGAACGACCGGAACGUCUGGCUAGUAUCAAGUCAGAACGGAAAUUCCGAGAAGAGUUAUUGGCAGUUACAGAUGUUUUGAAAGGAUGGGCGUCUCGAAACUUUGCCGGUGGUUUACGAAAUACCGAACGGGCAGCAAUUCUAAACUGGAUGGCUGGUGUUAUCAUUGUUCUCGACGAAGAACGCAGGCUAGAGGAGGCCGAGAACAAGGAACGAGCCAGUUGGAACUGGGCUUCUGGCGAUUGGACGGGGCGUGAGAGAGAGCGUGAAGAAGCAUUUCUUCAGACCUUGAUGAAUGGAAUUGGCCCCGCGUUGCCGCCGUGGACGUCUCCUGAGAAUGCAGUCUUACCAACUCCACUUCUGAGUCGCUUGCGUGACGGACGCGAUCUCAUUCGAAUGCAUAACCAAGCCGUGCGCAAAUCAAGGCGACUUUUUGGCGAAAUCAAAACUCCCCACGAGGAUAUAGCCAAGCCCUACCGCCGAGCGGAGAAUCUACGAUACUGGCGCAAAGCCGCCGAAUUGCGGUGGGAAAUCAAAUUUGAUUUGGACGUCAUGGGCGUGGUGUACGGGAGUAGCGACGAGGCGUGGAAGCAAUUCGACGCUGCACUUCUUGAAUGGUGCAGGGGUGUUCGUGAGGAAAUGUUGGAUGACUGGAGGAAUCCGCGUAAGGGGUCUGUUGCAUCUAUUAUAGAGCUUCCGGUCAUUUUUGAUAACGAGACCUUGACUGCUGAGGCUAGUAUUGUAUCCAUGCCCGCAGUACCCUUCGUGCCUGGUUCAUCGGCGACGUCGACGACAGCAACGAGCACGAACGAGAGCAGUUUACAAGCUAGCUAUUCUCUGCGAUCAUUAACUAAGAAAUUUUCUGCUCCUCAAUUAUCGCAAUCUCCCUCGACAGAAGCUCAGGAGCCGUUAUCGACGACCUCAAGCCCUUCGACGAUAUCCCGCCGAUUCAGACAGUCACCACAGAGAGAGGAAUCGGAACAGAACCUGUCUUCGGACGAUACGCAACGAACUUCGAUAUUCCGAAGACUCUCACCUGGUCUAGCGGCUCGAGUGAAACUCCUCAGUGGAUCAACGGAUUCCAAUAACCCGCAGACGAAAAAUAAUAAAGGUGCCGUGGGCAAGAUCCCAGAACACCACUUACGAGAAUUGGAAAGUCUUCAUCAGGAUUUAUCAAUCAAAGUUGAGAAACGCGGUAGAGCUUGGCCAGGUUUGACAAUCAAAAGAGAAAGAAGUGCACCUGAUUUAUUGCAGUCACCUACCAAGAAAGAACCCAGUCAAGCAAAUAUACAACAAAGUAGUUCACAGCAACAACAAAAGAAACUUCUCACCCCCGACAACGAACUCUUCCCAGACCGACGUUCUUCUCCUGUUGACACGAUUGAACAACUCGCCGACGUCCGCGACUCCGUAGACGGGGUUGCUGCGUCGACGAUGACGACAGUUGGAUUCGCUACAAUGGCUGAAGGGCCCAGCUCCAUACCUCAAAAUGUCGACCCUAUACAGGAAGUAUCGAGUGAUCUGGAAGAAUAUCUCAGGCGCAGCACACUUGAAGAUCAGGCUCCUCCCCCUCCACCAAAAGAUACUCCGCCCGUACCCUCGACGCCGUCUUCGAACAACAUGCAAUCAUACUUCACAAGUCCUUAUAAACUGAACCGAGCAGAGUCGAUCUUUUCUUUUUCUCGGGCGUCUUUUAGUAAUCAAUUGUCACAGCUUACAUCGAUCAAUUUGCCGCAACCCGCCGCUCUGGAAGCGAGCAUUACGUCCAUUAUCAAUGCACCUACAGCCGUUAGAGCUUUGAGUGGUGCAGCCGAACAAAUUGAGAAAUGGAUGAAUAAGGCGUCGGAAGUUCUCAAUGGCCUCGAUGCCGAGGACGACGUUGAGUGGGCUGCGGCCGGUGGACGAGAAGGGCUGGAAGAAGUGGACAAGGCAGUUAUCAAAUUUGAGAGCUUGGUUGAUGUCUAUGUCAAGGCCAUUGAGAAUGUUCAAUUACGUGACGAUAUUGAUGAUGUUCGUGCCGAUGAUUUGAAACUGAUUGUUGUUCAAAUGGAUACAACUUUGAAAAAUUGGGCGAGCAUACGGAAAUUCUUGAAAGGUGUCAAGGAACAAGUCGAACUUGCCAUGGAAUGGGAAGAGUUAUGGAACAAUGUCCUUGGUGAUGUUGGUCUUGAAAUUGAUAAUCUCAGCAGAUUGAUCUUUGAAAUGGAGGAAAAGCGACAUAAAUCACUCGCCCCGGAUACAGAGGCUGAGCCUGGUAACGGUCUCGAUAUCAAUGAGCUCGAAACUAUUGUUGAGGAAUCCCCUCUUCACGGUACACCAUCAACAGCAAACAAGCGGCUGAGUUUGGCUUUGUUUCCUGCAGCUGAUACUUCUAAUCCUGCGGUAGCGAAUAGCAAUCCACAAGAUGAUGCGAAUCUUAUGCAACUAUUUGCUCGUAUGCAGCCGCUAAGAGCGUCAUUGGACUUUCUUCCUAUGCGAUUAUCCAUGUUUCAAUCACGAGCAGAAAAAUUGUUCCCGACAGCUUGUGAGGAGCUGGAAGACAGGCGAAAGCGACUUGAGACGGAUUACAAGAAACUAGAAGCUGAUGCAGAGGCUUUGCGGCGCGAGCUUGGAGAAGAUCGCUGGAUUCUAGUGUUUCGAAAUGCUGGCAAGCAAGCGCAGAAGAUGUGUGAUUCGGUUGAACGCAGUAUCGGCAAGUUGCAAGAGUCGUUGGAGUCGGGUGAUCCUGUGAACAAUCCAUCGGCAGUCACUAAGAAGAUUGAGAGCUACGAAGCUAAAAAGAUACAUUACGUGCCGGCCAUUGCGAGAGUCAUGUCAAUUAUUCAAAAGGGAGUCAACGAUAGACUUACGGUGAACGGUGAGGUUCUUACUUUGCUUUCAGACAUGAACCAGCGGGUUGACGCCCUCAAGGCGAGCAUGAAAGUCAUGGAUACGGUGCUUGAGGAGACUACGAUUUCUAAGAGCCAGCAACUGCGUGAUUCGGUAUCUAGUAUUAUUACAACCGACAGUCCUGCAAACACUAGCCUUUUUGGUACACCUGGCAGCUCGCCGGCAUCGUCUGUAAUUGUGACUGGAUAUAAUGGCGGACUACGGACACCCAACGCUGGAAAUGGCGGAUCUAGCAGACGGGGAAGUUCAGUUGGCAGUACGUCACGAACUGCUGCUGCAGGAUCGCGAAGAUUGUCUGGUAUUCCGACAGCAGCUAGCAGUCGCAAAUCGUCAGCUGCACUAUCUGUCAACACGCCACCGUAUUCCUCUACGACACCAACACCCGCAACACGUACCAGCCGUAUACCAUCGACACCGGCGAUGAACCGACCACGAUGGAACGCCAGCACCAAUACCGCCGAUCUUGACACUGGCCACAACUUCAAACUGACCCCACCAUCUACCCUCCGACAGAACGUCCCCUUACCAGGACGCACCUCGCGAUCUGUUUCUUCAUCCCUACCCGUCCCUAGUCCACUAAGCCGAGCAACAUCCUCCUCACCCGUCCCCACAGGGCGAACAGGUAGUCGUACCGGCUACCGAACAAACAGUCGUCUCGGCACAAUGUCACCAACCCCAACCUCACCCACUGUUGGCCGCUCAUUCUCCGCCUCUACAACAUCAACAACCACCCGCCCAUCUAUUCAAGAUUCAUCAUACGGCAAACUCCGCAAAUCAACCCCCAAUCUGCCCACGGGCCUCCGCAAUCGACAAAGUUACGGUGGACCGAUGACUACGACAGUGAGACAGAACGAGGAAGAAAAUGGAGCUACGAAACAAGCUCGACCCGGUACGUCACUUGGUCAUGGAAGUCGUCGGAUAAGUCUUUUACCUCAGAUAAAGAGUAAAUCUGGACGAGAGAGUUCGACGGGAAAUAAUAAGAAACCUGAUGAACGACCUCCUUGGAGAUAAUACUUUUUCUUUUCUCUUUCUCCAAUUUCUAUUUCCGGUACCUUUUUCUAAUACGUCGGAUCUAUUCGGUUCAGCGUUUUAUUUCGUCUCUGUGCAUGACACACAUUUUAUUUGUAUGUCAUGUCAGUUGUUUGACUACCUGUUUCUGCACAAUACCUCUAGCGAUAUUCUUGUUAUUCGUCAGGCUUGAAACAGAUA